Molecule: messenger RNA, 429 nt
Organism: Penicillium daleae
Lineage: Eukaryota; Fungi; Ascomycota; Eurotiomycetes; Eurotiales; Aspergillaceae
Exons: 1
Coding region: 1-429 (142 amino acids)
Source: RefSeq, a predicted model, not a curated record
AUGCUGCAGCCCUCAUCCACAGCCAAGAACCCAGAUUAUGUUCGCCCAAGACCCCCGGCUGAGAAAUCUGCCGCCGAAAAGGAAACCGAUAAAUAUGACUCCCUUUAUGACUACUUCCUUUAUCAGAAUGCAUUCGAGGGUAUUGUCGGCGAUAUCGACCCUGGAUUUGACUGGACUUUGGAGAAGGGUAAAAAGUGGAAUGCUUGGCCCCCGACUAUCUUCAUUCAAGGAGAUGCUGAUGUCGAUGUUGAUAAGGACGUGUGUGUCUCAGCUGCAAGUAAACUUGGUGAGAAGGCAAAGUUCUUUAUGGCCGAGGGACAACCGCAUUUGUUUGAAGCGGGCAGUUUUCUUGAGGAAGAAAGCGCGCCGAUGGAUACAGUUCGGGCUGCGAUUGCCGAGUUGAAAAGCAUUGUCAGUCAGGCAUUGUAA